Messenger RNA from Larimichthys crocea (large yellow croaker), 1600 nucleotides. Its product is annotated as high-affinity choline transporter 1. The transcript has 6 exons. Gene Ontology annotation, cellular component: plasma membrane. Gene Ontology annotation, molecular function: choline:sodium symporter activity. Gene Ontology annotation, biological process: transmembrane transport; choline transport; acetylcholine biosynthetic process. The record is from RefSeq and is a predicted model, not a curated record. NCBI's taxonomy places the organism in Eukaryota, Metazoa, Chordata, Actinopteri, Sciaenidae. The coding region runs from base 683 to 1348 and encodes 221 amino acids.
CCGUGUGUUUUCUCACAAUCAAUAAAAAUGAAUAACAGACUGCCAUGACGGUUCAUGGCUCUCUGCCGUCAGCUGUCAACUGUUUCUUGUUGAUUGAUUAAAGUGUUUUUUUCAAACAUGCAAACCAAAAAAGAAACGUAAGGCAAAUCAUUCAAACAUAGAAAUGCAUAUUGGAAAAGGAGUGAGGAGAAGAACAACUUCUAAACUCUUUACAUAAUGAAUAAAACCAAGCUUCUGUUCUUGAAUAAGCAGGACCAGAUUCAAAGCAUCAGCCAGUAUGUCUCCAAUCUAGAUGUCUCCUCUCUGACCUGUCCCUGCCUCAUUCUGUUCUGGAAUCCCUCUGUUCAUACAUUAACCUGAGCUUUACCUCACCCUGCCAGUCUCAAUGUGAAAAUGACAGUAACAAUCUGUGUGUGGGCAGAGCCGGUCCAUCCAGGAGGACCUGUUACUGCUAUUCUUUCAUUUGAAAUGAUGAGCAACGCAUGUUUUCAGCCACACCUCUUCACAUGUUCCACCUCUCCAUCAAACCAGUCAGUCAGACUUCAGCCAGUCAACAAGUCCACCAUGGCUGUCAACAUCCCCGGAGUGAUAGCGAUGGUACCUGCUGGUCCUCGGGACCGGCAUCUGGGCUUCUUUCAAGUCCAAACGGGAACAGAAGAAAAGUGCAGCCACCACAGUGGACAUGGCCCUGCUGGGAAACCGGAGCAUCAACUGUGUGGUGGGAAUAUUCACGAUGACAGGUGGCUUGCUGCUCGCCAAACCAUUGAGGGAAAGAAACUUUGUGACGAUGCUGGACCCUUUUCAGAUCAAGUAUGGAGAAGUACUAACAGCUGUACUGAGCCUGGUUUCACUUUUUCUUGAUGUUCUCUGGGUGGCUGCAGUAGUAGCUAGUUUAGGAGGAGUCAUGAGUGUGGUCCUAGAUUUGUCCUUCAGUUUGUGCAUCUGGAUCUCUGCUGCCGUUGCCAUCGUCUACACCCUGCUGGGAGGACUCUACUCUGUGGCCUACACGGACGUUAUUCAGCUUAGCCUCAUAUUCGUCAGCUUGUGGGGGUGCGUUCCCUUCGUUUUGAUGAAUCCUCAUACCUUGGACAUUCGCCAGACCCUGAUGAACAACACCUUACACGGCCCCUGGAUCGGCACCCUUGAGCUGAAAAAGACCUUUAUAUUCAUUGAUGAUUUCCUUUACUUAUCCCUAGGGGGUCUGGGAUAUCAGUGCUUCCACCAGAGGAUCCUGUCGGCUUCUUCCUCUGCCACAGCCAAGGUCUCUUGCAUUGCCGCGGCUUUCGUCAUACUUGUAUUUGGAAUACCUCCAAUACUGCUUGGGGCAGGUGCAGCAUCCACAGACUGAACCCUGACUUCCUAUGGUUCUCCAUCUCCAUACGAGCGUGGGGAAGCAGCUCUGGUUCUGCCCAUCACCCUGCAGCACCUCACCCCAUCCUUCAUGUCCAUUGUCGGUGUCGGGUGCGUGGCAGCCGCAGUGAUGUCAUCAACUGACUCUUAUUUGCUGUCUGGAGCUUCGGUCUUCACCACAAACCUUUACAACAACGUCAUGAGGCCAAAGGUAAAUAAAAAAAACACACUACAUCACAACAUUAGAAUA